UGUCGGUUAGCCCAGCCGGCCGAAUGUCCAACAAUUUGUUACGUGAUGAACAACUGCUUCUUCCGCUUCUGCUUGUGCUUCUGCUUCUGUCAGCUCCUAUCGAUGGGGACGGACAACUACAUCAUAGAAGAAAUUACACACGAUCUCUUUCACCAUAGCCAUAGGAGCAUCCUAUUUUCCUGAAUUUCGUCAUCCCCAUGUCUAAUUAAUGCAUGCUUCUUUCAGUUUUGAUUUGGGGGAAAUCUAGGGUGAACCAACGUCUAGAGCCCUAAUCCCUAGUUACUAGUUGCAGCAGCUCGUCUUCUAUCUUCACUGCUCCUCACAAUCACAAAUAAAACCUUUCUUUCACUUCUUCCAUUACCUUCGCUCAUUUCGCCGUCCAUAAAUUCUCCAGGAGUGUCCGCCGCCUCCUUCCUGUUCAUCCUCAUCCGUUUUUUAGUGCCCUAUUUAGAAAUACACAAAUAAAAUAAAUUCAGAAGAUAUUCAGUUCCUUGGAGAUUUGUGAAAUCUGUAUAAUGGAGUCUCUGCUGAUCGGUUCGGUUCAGAAACCUUCAUCGUUGCUAUCACUUUCCUUCACUGCAGGAUAUGUAUCAAAAGGCAAAGUUAUCGGGAACACAGAGAAACUUCUCAGCUUACCUGUAAGUUUGCAGCUAACAGGGCCAAAUUUGCUGCGGCUACAUGUCCAAAGAAGCAAUGGAAGAACCAUUGUAUCAAAUUCCAAACGCGGUUCAAGGCACAUAUCAAAUUCAACGUCUGGACAUUCCCUCGAAUCCGGCCCUUCCAAUAGCCCCUGGAGAUCAGUGCAUCAUGCCUGGGAUGCGUUCUACAGGUUCUCACGGCCUCACACCGUUAUUGGAACAGCAUUGAGCAUAAUCUCCAUCUCUCUUCUAGCAGUCGAGAAGCUCUCAGAUUUUACUCCAUUUUUCUUCACAGGGGUAUUGGAGGCUAUUGUUGCAGCGUUGUUUAUGAACAUAUACAUUGUUGGUUUGAAUCAAUUGACUGACAUAGAAAUAGACAAGGUAAACAAACCAUAUCUUCCAUUGGCCUCAGGGGAAUACUCAGUUAAUAUAGCUGUGAUGAUCAUCUCAUCCUUUGCCAUUUUGAGCUUUUGGCUUGGAUAUGUUGUUGGUUCGUCGCCAUUAUGUUGGGCGCUUUCUGUCAGCUUCGUACUCGGAACUGCAUAUUCCAUCAAUCUGCCACUUUUACGAUGGAAGAGGUUUGCCGUGGUUGCAGCAAUGUGCAUCUUGGCCGUCCGAGCAGUUAUAGUCCAGAUUGCAUUUUACUUGCACAUCCAGAUGCAUGUUUUUCGAAGGCCAGCUAUCCUAACAAAGCCCGUGAUUUUCGCAACUGCAUUCAUGAGCUUCUUCUCUGUCGUCAUUGCACUAUUUAAGGACAUUCCUGAUAUUGUUGGAGACAAGAUUUACGGCAUCAAAUCUUUUACGGUUCGGUUGGGCCAAGAGAAGGUGUUUUGGAUUUGUAUUUGUUUGCUUGAAAUGGCUUACGUGGUUGCUUUGUCGGUGGGAGCGACAUCUUCUUGCAGUUGGAGCAAGUGGACUACGGUAAUCGGGCACGCCCUGCUCGGGUCAUUGCUGUGGAGUCGUGCAAAAUUUAUCGACUUUAAGAGCAAGGCUGCAUUGACAUCCUUCUACAUGUUCAUAUGGCAGCUGUUUUACGCCGAGUAUCUCCUCAUUCCUCUUGUAAGAUGAUUCCUUGGAUGUAAGACAACAGCGAAGCUGCUCGAUCGCAUGACAUGUCCAAAACAUCAAGUCCCGGGAGCUUUAUAGGGUCAUUUGUAGUAUCUUGUUAACGUAAACAUAAGUCCCGGAUACAUCACUUGGCCCGUAUAUGUAUUUUAUUGUAUUAUCCUUAUCGAUCUACUUGGCCGGGCUGGCCUUCCCUUUUGUCCAGUUCUUUCUUUUGUUGGUUUCUGUGUUGGCCGAAGAUUCUCUUGUCCCAAACUAAGCUCCAUAAUGAUAAUAAUUUAGUGGCCUUAGAGUUGUUUGAA
Andrographis paniculata is the source of this 2005-nucleotide messenger RNA. RefSeq names its product homogentisate phytyltransferase 1, chloroplastic-like. Gene Ontology annotation, cellular component: membrane. The transcript is spliced from 12 exons. Gene Ontology annotation, molecular function: prenyltransferase activity. Lineage: Eukaryota; Viridiplantae; Streptophyta; Magnoliopsida; Lamiales; Acanthaceae. Bases 516 to 1706 code for a protein of 396 amino acids. The record is from RefSeq and is a predicted model, not a curated record.